AAAUCAUAAAAGUUAUAAUGGAAAAUUUAAACAAGUUUUGAUAUAGUAAUAUCUAUAAAGUAUAGAACAAGUGGAAUAAAAUGUGAUGGAAACAACUGUUUUUGAUGAAAAUGGUCCAAGUGAGAUUUUGUAUUGUGCUACUUAUUAUAGUCGGGGAAGGUAUACUGGCAGCACAAGACAAUAUCACGGCCAAUGUGACGUCAGUCACACUCGAUCUAAGAAAGAAGUUUAAGGACACGCGUAGGAAUCACGACCACCAAAAGAAGAAAAAGGGCAGGUCGACGUCUUCCUCAUCGCGGUCGUUGGAGAGGAAAGGCACUGAUGAAAAAUCAAGAGGAGAAUCGAAAGAUGAAUCGUUGGAUCUCAGUACGGAGCUUGCGUCUUCGGAUAAUGAGUCUAAGAAGAAAAAUGAACCAAAGUCCAGCGGUGAGAGGAAGGGAUGGAGAAAAUGGCAUCGCAAAUGCUUUCCAUGCCCGGAAGAGAUGGGCAAAAAAUGGCGAGACCCAAGCAUCAAGUGGAUAUGUGGCGCUUACCAACGGGCACAGAGGAGCUUCAAGAGUUUGUGCAUGAUGCACUACAGGAACUGUCAGGAUGGUACUAUGUUCACGAAGAUCCACGAUCACCGCUGCGUGGAAGAUCGAGAUCGUGCUGGAGAGCCUCACGGGGACCACUUCUUCUACGACUACGUGGUCCACCUGACGGGAGAGUCUACCCGCUCCAUGAGCAGCGACGAGACCUCGGUGAGCCACGUGUCUGGUGAAGGCAACGAUGAUGAUGAUGAAGGCGAUGAUGACAAAGAGCAGGACGCAGAAAAAUAAUCAAGUUUCUAUAAAGACAGUAGAGAUGUUCAUUGAA
Molecule: messenger RNA, 855 nt
Organism: Plodia interpunctella (Indianmeal moth)
Lineage: Eukaryota; Metazoa; Arthropoda; Insecta; Lepidoptera; Pyralidae
Exons: 5
Coding region: 105-818 (237 amino acids)
Source: RefSeq, a predicted model, not a curated record